AUGGCCGUCCACGUUUUCGGAGCGGUAUCUUCUCCAUCGUGUGUCAACUACGCUUUACGCAAGGCAGCAGAGAAUGCUAAAGGGUGGUACCAAAAGGCAGUUUGCGAUACCAUACGUAGAAACUUUUACGUCGAUGAUUAUCUGGUGUCUGUAGCAACAAAUUCUGAAGCAAUACUCCAUGCGAAGGACACAAGGAAUCUUUGUAAAGAAAAUGGCUUUAGAUUGACCAAGUGGAUGAGUAAUGAACGAGAGGUGAACGAGUCUAUUCCCAUCUGUGAAAGAGCCAAAAAUGUAAAGGAUGUUGACUUGACGAUAUUACCUACCGAAAGGACGUUGGGUGUUCUUUGGUCGGCUGAAUCAGAUGAGUUCAGAUACAAGAUUAAUUUGUCAUCUAAGCCAACUACUAGAAGAGGGGUGUUAUCUACGUUAGGCUCGAUAUAUGAUCCCCUAGGUUAUGUCUCACCUGCAAUUCUCCCAGCAAAACAAAUACUUCAGGAACUUUGUCGUAAGAAACUGGGUUGGGAUGCACAGAUACCUGAGGAAGAAUCGAAGAGGUUGUCGAAAUGGAUGUCGGAAGUCAGUGAUCUGGAAAUAUUCAGGAUAAGCAGGUGUUUGAAACCGCAUGGAUUUGGAAGUCAAAUCUUCGCACAGAUGCACCAUUUCUCGGACGCGAGUGAGCUCGGUUAUGGAACGGCAUCGUAA
Molecule: messenger RNA, 702 nt
Organism: Anneissia japonica
Lineage: Eukaryota; Metazoa; Echinodermata; Crinoidea; Comatulida; Comatulidae
Exons: 1
Coding region: 1-702 (233 amino acids)
Source: RefSeq, a predicted model, not a curated record